GUGUAUUCUUAGGUUUAUGAUUGAAGAGUCUUUAAACAGUUUAAACUUCACCACGCAUUGGUCGUGUUAACUAGUGAGUGCAUUUUCACAACUAUGGAAAUUCUUACUUCGUGUGUUCGUUGGAUAUCAUUUGGCUUCUUUUAAGUCUAACUAAGAGUGUGAUUUGUUGUGUUUACUGUGUGUUGACAGUUGGUUAGAAACUUACCAGGUGAAAUUUUGUCGAAGAAAUAAUUUCAGUACUCGUGUGUUCUUCUAAGCAUGUGUGUUUAAUUAUCAUAACUUACUAAAAAUGAAGUUAGAAAACGGAAGCAUUAAUAUUGAGGAUUCGAAACCUUCAGAUGGAACAAAAUAUCGCACUCGCAUGAAGAAGGUAGCCCCACCCCCUCCGCCCCCCGUGGGGAAGGCCCCGCCGCCACCCCUUUCCAACGGCAACGUGCAGCAAGGGCGGCGGACCAGCAGCAGCGGCGAUUCCAAACCGCCCUUGCCUACGACGACGCCCGGGGAAGAUUGCGCCUUCGACGAGCUUCUCGAAGGACGGAUGGACCUCGAAGUGGUGCUGCCCGACCUCAAGGUGGUCCGCAUGAACGUUGACCGGAGGACUCCUAUGAUGGAUUUUCUGGUUCAAGCGACUACUUCCAACAAAAUAUCUCCUAGUGGUCAUAUAAUCAAUGUCAUUUCCAAAGAUGAACGCAAUGUUAGUUACAAGCCCAAUACUCCUAUUGGCUCUUUGGAUGCCAGUACAGUAUAUAUAAUCCCAAAGUCCACCCUUGAGUUACCAGUUAAGAGAAUGCCAAAACUUGCCAACCAACCUUUUGAGCAGCAAACAUUCAGGUUGCAGGUGAAUUUACCUCUUAAUCAGCGAAUGGUUCUCCGAGUUAGCCCACGCAUUACUCUUGCUGAAUUAAAAAGUCAGAUUUGUGCAGAGAAAGAAUUGGAUCACAGUAGUCACCACCUCGUGCAUCCUGCCCAACCAGACACCAUUCUAGAUUUAAAUGCUACUCUUGAAGUUUAUGGAUGUGCUGAAAUUAGUUUGAUGUCAAACUCAGGUCUCAGAGAUAGUAUUCGAAACACUUCAACUAACAUAUUUCCUGCUCCAAAAAUUGAAGAAGAAAGGAGGAAGAAAAGCAUACUUCGUAUAUUUUCUAGGAAAAGAAAAGAUGUUACAGUUGAAGUGACUAAUGAUCAAGUUCCCAAUCGCAUUCCUACUUCACAUAGUGAAAAUUCAUUAGUAAAUAGAAAUGGUUAUCAGCCUAAACAAAGUUUGAAAAGGAAACCAGCUCCUGCUCCCCCUCCUUCACUGGCGCGGAGUUCUUCUCCACCUCUUAUCACGCAGAGCUCAAAUUCCAUUAACUCUAGACCCGAGUCCGAAAUUUCCAUCAAAACCGCCGAUGAAAUUGAAAGUACGGUUUCUCACUCCAGGCACAGCUCUGAUUCAAGUGGUUACCAUGAACCUUCUGUUUUUAGUGACUGUUCUGAGAACAAAUCUCCAGAAGCUUCCAUUGUGCAUGGUGAUAGUGUCUCGGUGAAUGAUGCAAUUCGACAAAACAGCCCUUUACACAAAGACUAUUCCGAUAGUAGUGCUACGUUGAAGCGAUCCUCCAUGACAGCUAAAGAUACCAACUUGAAGAAUGUGCCAUCUUGCUCUACUGUCUCGAUAAGCAGUGGCUCUCGUAAAAGGAAGGCUCCUCAACCACCCAUCUCAACUUUGCCUGCAAUCGAAUCGCCUUCUUCACCAAAUCCUCCUUCGCUCGACCAGGAGCAUGUACAUUUUCCCGAAAAUGAAACCACAGCCUGUACUAUUGAAAAUGGUACUGAUACCUCAAGCCUACAGAGUAGUCAGGACAGUGCUGGAAAAACUGAAGAAACCAGGACAGCCAGCAUUUCAGGAAGUGAUGCUGUUGCCAGAGAUUCAGUGCAGCAAGAGUCGGAAGCGAUACGGUACUUAGAAGAUGUGCUGCAAGAAUCUGAAAACUGUACAAAAAGUUUUUCGAACCAGAGAAUUAUGGAUGACAGUGACACAGAUUCCUUGAAAGAUGAAGGAGAAGUGAUAUCUGUGUGCCAGGCAGAAGUCCAUGCUAAUGCUAAUGAUCAAGACUCUUCCGAUAGCAUUGUAGAGCCUCCUACUGUAGUCACUCCUGACCCUGUUAUGCUGCCUAAAUCCAGCUUUGCUCCACUAUCCAUUCCCCAAUCCCAACCUGAAGGAUAUGAAGCUGUAGAUGCUUCUGCCGAUGAUAGUGGAAUCUCGCACUCCCUUAAUAGUGAUGCCGAUUCCUCUGUCCCCUCCAUGAAUUCUGAUCUGAAGACUAUGUCCGAUUCUGGAUGCCAUGAAGAAAUUUAUUGCAAUGUCUCAGGUGGGGUCAUCUCUUCCUCUUAUUCUUCUCCUGUGAUAUCCUCACCAAGAACUGGAGUUGAAAAACAAACCCAUGUACCUAUUCCUUUACCAAGAAUGUCUCUUAAGCGAAAAGUUCUAACAUCUAUGGAGUCUCUAAAUUCCAGCAUUUAUCCGUCUUGUGAUUCUUUAGAUGUAAAAUCAGUGCCUUCUGAUGAAUUUUCUGUACAAGGAUCAACAUUGGAGAGUGAAAAGACAGAUGGAAAUUCUGCAAAAGACAGCACAAUGGAAAGGUGUUCAGAUGAUCAAAACACAGAUGAAAAUCGAGUUGCAACCCUCUGUGUUGCUAAUGAAAAGCAGGUCAGUGAAAACAUCAACAGGGUAGAAAAGGAAGAAUUAGAAAUUUCUUCUGAGGUAACUGUCGCGGAAAAUGUGACAGAAGAAAAAAUUGUUACAAAAUCUGUGGAUGAAUCUAUUAUUUCUAAGGUAGAGGGCUCUAUAACUGAACAAAAUAAGGAGAUUGAAACCAAGUGUGAUAACAGUGAUAAAAACAGCAUCUCAAGUUCCCUCUCAACUGAGAGUGCACACAACAGUGCUUCCCAUACUCCACAGAUCCAGAAAAAAUUGAAUAAUUUUGCUAUGGGAUGUUACCGAAAAGAUGAGAACAUAGACAUUUAUAGUAUACCAUCUCCUGAACAAAAAGCCACCAGUGGUAUCAGUAAUAAUCAGAGUCCACUUAAGGAUAUUCAGGCUCCUGUAAGAAAGAAUAGGCAUCAACCUGAUGUAAAAAUAUUAUCAUUCAAAGAUCGAAAUCAAAAGGAAAUUGUUUCUGAGAGUGGCCGUAGCAUUGUUUCAGAGAAACGUGCGCAGCUAAGUAGUAUGAAUACAUUACCUUUAACUGGCAGGUCAACAUCAUUAGUCAAUCUUACACCUCAAAAGGCGCUUCAAAAAGCACCUUCAGAAAUGGAAAAGAUGGAGGAAGAAGUUGUUAAUGGGAACAUGAAAAGAACUCAUUCAGAUCAAAAUGUUGUUAAAGAAUUAGAACCUGUGCAAUUGAAAGAAACAUUUCUCCAAGAGCAGAGACGUCUUCAGGAAGAAUAUCGUAGACUGCAGGAACAGUUUAUAUCUUGGCAGAAACAGUUGUUAAGCAAUCAGAGUUUGUUACAGAAUGAGAAAAUUGUACCACAGAUGCCUUUUCCUUCUUUGGAAGGUUUAAGUAAUUUAGAUAGCAAUCUGAAUAUUAUUUCUGAAAGUCAGAUUAGUCAAAAUAGUGAAACAAAUCUCAGUUCUACUGACUUGAGAACAAGAUCAUUACCUAGACCUAAAACAAAACCAUUAUCCGUAAAGGAGAUGAAUCGACCUAAAACUCCACCUCUUGCACAACCUCCUGUUGAAACAGCUGUUGUAGACAUAGAUAUAAAUGCACAGAAACCUGUUAAAAGGCCAGAAACCUUAAAUGCUUGUUCUGUUGAUACACAAGCAAGUUGUAAUCAAGAAGAUAAAGUGGUUCAGGUGCCACCUCCCCAAGAUAAAGUGACACAAGUACCAUCUCCCCAAGAAAAGGUUACUUCUGGAACACAGGCGCCAUCUCCUGAAAAUGUUCUAAAUAAGGAUACUUCUGCACAAACUAGUGAUAAUCUUCAGGUAUCCUCAACAGACGUAAGUAGUAAUUCACUUUCUUCGCCAGAAAGUGACAACAGCAAAUCUCAAACGCUCCCUAGACCUAAACCGAAGCCUCUUAGUGCCUUGCCACCUUCACAGACUAUGACACUGAAUCGCAACACGCGGCCCAAGUCGCAAAUAGUUUCUGUUACUAUUGGUUCUUGGCAACAACGGCAGAAAGAAAUAUCAGACGUAGAGCCUUCCAGUAGUGUUGCUUCCACAAGAUCAAAAUUUUUAAGCUUAGAAAAUAUUCCUCAAAAUACUAACAAGCCUGGUUUAAGUACAAUGGAAAAAAGGAAGCUUCCACCAGUUCCUACUGAAGUUGAUAGUACCCCAAAAGAAGUGCCCAAAACUGUGCCUAAGUCUGUGGAAGCAAAAGUUGUUGUAGCUGCUCCAAAAACUGAGCCUACAAAUGUAAAAACUAAGUUUAUUUCAGAUGAGAAACCUGUUUUGGAUGCCAAGCCUGAGCAGAUACAUAAAAAGCCUUCUAAAAUUGCUAGUAAUGACACCAAAGUUUUAAAAACUGUUCCUAAGCAGGUAGAGGAAACGAAUGUGAAGCAAAGUUCAGAUAUCAGACUCGCUUCUAGGGAACCAACUGCUACAUUUAAAUCUGCCAAACCCUUUGUGAAAUUAACAAGCAUGAAAGAUGAACCUCACCCUCCAUCUAUUGUUGGUUUGAAAAAGUGGCCUUUGUCUGAUAUGAGUGAGAGUCGUGGAGCCACAGAAGGUAAACAGUCUAUAUUAGAGGACCUGAAGGCAAGUUCGAAAAGACCUGGGGGCUAUGUGCAAGACAAGAUACGUCGUGCUGAGGUCGAUCUCAGGAAACCUAAGUCAACAAAAACGGAGCCUUCCUCCACAUCUAAACCUUCUAAGCAGGAAAAUACUGAAGCUUCAAAGUUGCAUAUCACUAAAGUUAAUGUUAAUGCAAAACCUGCUGUUGAUAUUAAUGCCACAAUCCCAAAAGAAGCUAAUAUUGCAUCUGGUCCUGGAGUAACUACCACCAACAGCAACACAUAUAAAAGUAAUACUAUUCCAAAGUCACAGUCACUAAAUUCAGAAUUGAUGUCUGUGUUUUCUAAAAAGGCUGCUAAGAACAGUGAAAAGUUGCAACAGAAUACUGCUCAAACUGUAACUGUCAAUGGUUCUGGACAGUCUGUUCCUCCUCCCCCACCUCCACCCCCUCCUGCACCCCAAGCAUCCAGUUCAGUGAUGCCAACCAUACCACCUGCAGAGCAGAUUCCAGUUUCCAGUCAGCUUGUGAUGGCUAGGGAGACAAAGACUUUGCCAGCAUCGAAAAAAGAAUCUAAGAAAAGUCCAUCAAAGCACUCCAAAACUGUAGAUCCAAGAGAAGAGCUUAUGCUAGAAAUUAGGGGAUUUGGUGGAAAGCAAGCCUUACGAAAGCUUUGUGAAAAGUCUUGUUUGUCAUUACUUAAAAAGUCUCCUAAGAAGAAGACGUCUGGAGAAUCGAGCAGUUCGUCAAAGAAGCAAUGAUAUAUCAUUGUUUCUUUCAAAUUGUUGGGAAAAUCAUGCUCCAGUAUCCCAAGCCGGUUGGCACUUGAAGGUUUUUGGAACAGCUUCUACUGCAAACACUUAGACCUUCUCGAGUGAUUUCGUUGUGAUGUCUCUUGCCUAUGAUCAACUGAUAGUCAUUGGUUGCUUACAGAACUCAAGUGAUUUGUAUAUAAUAUUAUGUAGAGAGAGUUUUAUCAUCCACUUCGGUGAUAGAGCUUUUUUUUGUGCCAGUACUGAGAAUUAAAAGCUAAAAAAAAAGGGGGGGAUUUUUCUACCCAGCAGAGUAAUCUGUUAGUGCCUGUUUAAGUGCCACAUGUUAAGCUCAAUAUCAACCACCAAAGACACUUUACAGAAAAUAUUUGAGAUGAAAAAAAAAUGGUGUAAACUAUAGAGAGUAUAUAUAUUAUAUAUAUUAAAGCUUUAUUUUUCUUGUGUGGGAACGAUACCUACUUAAUGAGAGUUUUCAGUUUUUAAAAUAAAUGUAUCCAGCAGAUUGUGAAUCAGAAUUCUCAAAAUACAUAUCUGCUAUUCAUGUUGGAAUUUUAAAGUGAAAAGAUUCUCAUAAAGUCAUUUUGAAAAAAAAAAAAAAAGAAAAGAUAAUUUUAGCCACUGCAGUGCCUCUUUAUUAUAUGAAAAAACGUUGAAAUUGUGUAUAUAUAUAAUGUUGUACAAAUGUGUAAAUUAAAUUAAAUUAUGUUUUUUGAGAUGGUGAUCGAAAUGUGAGAAAGUGCAUUGAAAUCAAAGAAGUUUGUAUUAAUUUCCAUACUGUUUUAUUUAAUUAAGUAUCAAAUGUGUACAUAAUAAAUAUCUAUAUACAUACAUAUAUAUAUAUAUAUAUAUUAACGAUAGUCGUAUAAUUUUUUGAAGUGUUUUCUGCAAAUAUGCCAUAUGGGAUAUGGUUAUUUUUUUCUUCUGUAGCCACUCUUCGUUUGGAAAAAGAAUACUUUUGUACAAUUUGUGACAACAAGUUCUGUUUGAUGUUAGAAUUACAUUAUUGAAAUUUUAUAGCAAAAUAGUGCUUUUAUUUUUAAAGUUUUUGUGUUUGAAUCUAAAAUAAAGAUUUAUGCUGUUUUGAAAA
Messenger RNA from Argiope bruennichi, 6581 nucleotides. Its product is annotated as mucin-17-like. Gene Ontology annotation, molecular function: actin monomer binding. The record is from RefSeq and is a predicted model, not a curated record. Bases 290 to 5482 code for a protein of 1730 amino acids. NCBI's taxonomy places the organism in Eukaryota, Metazoa, Arthropoda, Arachnida, Araneae, Araneidae. The transcript has 11 exons.